AUCGAUUUAUCGAUAGGCUGAUAUAUUUUCGACAUCCCUAGACCCGACAUAAACACUAAAACAGUAAAAACGCGGAAUAGAAGCAAAAUAAACACAAAUUAAAUUCCGAAAACGGUCGAAAUCCCAUUAAAACUAAGCGCUACUCCGUGCCCGUGACAUGUGCAGCCUGUGAAGCUCGUGCAGUUGUAUUUCCGAAACUUCUGGUUUGUUUAUUCCGUCUGAGGCUCCCCAACACACCCAAACGGGCGAAAAAGAGCAUGCACACAGACUGCGCCCUACCGAAAAGACCUCAAAAUUAAACAGACCUCCAAUCAGACACGGUAGCAUAAUUUAACGCGCGAUACAACAAAUCGUAUUGCACAAAUUUAAGGCGGAAAAAAGUAGAAAAUAACAAUUAUUUUUUUUAGCUUGCUAAAAUUUUAUAACUAAAAAAAAUUUCCUCCUUUUUUCCCCUCAUUCGGGUUGCCAGAUCUUGAAGCCUCUGGAGAGGGCGCUUUUUGGCGUUGCCACAUUUCGAGGGCUCUGCAGAAAAGAGAGAAUUUUUUUUGAGAGAAAAAAAUUUGAGAGAUGAAAAUUUUUGUUUUUUUUUUUAUUCAGCUUGAAAUUUUAUUUGGCUCUUAGAAAAAAGAGAAUUUUUUAAGAGAGAUGAAAAUUUUUGUUUUUUAAAAAUCAAGUGCCGCCAAAAAAAUCAAGCGCGCCUUCUCCAUGCCACGCAAUCCCUUCCGCUGGUCGCGCAAGUUCAAGACCUCGUCCGGGGCUGCCGCCUCCCUGUCCGGAUCCGGAUCUGGCCAUGAUAACGAGGAGCGACGUGGCAGCCAUACGGCCAUUUCGUCCUGCCGAGGCGGCCGAGGACCCCCCGCCCAGGACAGCAACAACAACAAGAGGGCACGAGUCCUGCGGCGCUCCUCGUUUAGGAAGUUUCUCAAUCGAAUCACUCAGCAUCUGACAACGUCGGCGGAUAACUCGUACUCGGAUCGCAUCGCCUUCAUAGAAAUCGUGCCUUUCUAUACCGGAUGCUGGCGCAGAAAAGAGGCCAACAAGCCCUCAUCCUCAAACACUGGAGGAGGCGGCAGCCUGGAGCGCGUGCCUCCCAUCGGAGGCUACCAAUGGCCGGCGGACCAGACGCCGGGAGUGAUGGGCCUGAAGAACCAUGGAAACACUUGCUUUAUGAACGCGGUCCUGCAAUGCCUCAGCCACACGGACAUCCUUGCAGAGUACUUUGUCCUGGACCAAUACAAGGUCGACCUGAAGCGACGAAACAAAAUCAAUUCCCGAAAGUUUGGCACCAAGGGGGAACUCACCGAACAACUGGCCAAUGUCCUGAAGGCACUGUGGACCUGCAAGAACGAGAGCGACCACAGCACCAGCUUCAAGGCCGUGGUGGACAGAUAUGGAACGCAGUUCCGCAGCUCCACGCAGCACGACGCCCAGGAGUUUCUGUUCUGGCUGCUGGACAAGGUGCAUGAGGACCUGAACACGGCCAGCAAGAGGCGCUACAAGAGCUUGAAGAAUUCCUACGGCCGCUCCGACGAGGUCAUCGCCGCGGAGACCCUGGCCAACCACAUACGGUGCAACAACAGCUUCGUCCAGGCCGUGUUCCAAGCCCAGUUCCGCUCCUCGUUGACCUGCCCGCGCUGCGACAAGCAAUCGAACACCUUCGACCCCUUUCACUGCAUCUCCGUGCAGCUCCCACAGCUCACCCAGCUGACCAUCUUCGUCACGGUCGUCUACAUAAAGAAGGUGCCGCGCCAGGUGAAGAUGGGCCUGCGCGUCCCGGCCGGAUCACCUAUCGUGGCUCUGCGAGAGCAGCUGCAGACGGACACCGGCAUCGAGGGGUCGUGCAUGGUGCUGGUCGACCUGAACGCCGAGGGAUUCACGCGCGUCUUCUUCGACUCCCAGCCCGUGGAGACUGUCGCCAGCAACGAGAACAUCUACUGCAUCGAAGUCCCCGAGGCGACCCCCGUGCCAAAGGCGGCUGGAAGCGGCGAUAGUGCAGCGGCGGCUGCCCCUGCCCCAGCCCCAGCUUCAGUCCCAGCGCAGGCAGACCUGCUCCUCCUAGUGGCCAAUGUGUACAGAGCGAAGGACGGCAAGGACGUGGCUCGUUUCGGAGCCCCCUUCAGUAUGAAGGCGCCGCGCGACUGCUCCUACCAGGAGCUGCAGAAAAGAAUGCUGCGCGAAAUGACGCUCCUGUUGAAGCCAGAGGUGUUCUCCUACGCCACGCCGCCGUCCGAGAUGUUCCGCAUCCGGCUGCAGGACCCCUCCGCCGACCCGGACACCUACCUGGAGCAGGUGGAGCAUCCGCUGCUCACGGAGAUGAUCGACUUGGCGCUGUCCGUGCUGUCCGCCGAGGCGGGGCCGCAGCACAUCAAGCUUCUUCUGGAGUGGAGCUCGCCUGAGGAGUACUUCCUCGCCAGCAAGGAGCCGGACGAUGUGGUGGAGCACGAAAGCGUGGCGCGGCUGAGUGCCAGCAAGUCAGGGGUUACGGCAGCGCUGACCCUGGAACAGUGCCUGGAGCACUACACCAAGGCGGAGACCCUGAGCGCCGAGGACGCCUGGCGGUGCCCCCACUGCCAGCAGUACUUGCCCGUGGUGAAGACGCUGGGUCUGUGGUCGCUGCCGGACAUUCUGGUGGUGCACUUCAAGCGCUUCCGUCAGCACCAGUCAAAGGGACCGCAGGCCGCGAAGCUGACCACGAUGGUCAAGUUUCCUCUCACCGCCUUCGACAUGUCCCCUCACUUGGCGCGCGGCGUGCACGAAAGUGCCAGCAGCUCCAAUGGGUUGGGACUCAGUCUGGGCUCGGCCAAUCCGUGGAAGCGUGCCAAGACCGGGGAAUCGCGCUCCUCCACCCUGAACUCUCGCAGCGAGUCAAAGGACACGCGCUAUGACUUGUAUGCCGUGUGCUACCACCAGGGGGACACUUUGGAGACCGGACACUACACGGCCGCGUGCAAGAACCCCUACGACCGGCAGUGGUACAAGUUUGAUGACCAGCGCGUCAGCAAGGUGCCGGAGGACGCCAUCGAGGAGGACAUCAUCAACAACGAGGCGUACAUGCUCUUCUACCAGCGACGCAGCGUGGACGCCGGCGAGUGCUCCGGCUCUAGCUCCAACUCGGGAGAUCACUGGGUGUCCCGCUUAGCACCCGCCAGUUCAUCCUCGUCCGCGUCCUCGACGACGGGACGGGAGAAGGAGGCGGUCAAGCUGGAGGAAGCCAGCAAGGUGGCAGAGAAGGCGGUGGCACAGUCCAAACCAGUGGACAUACCCAACAUUUGCAACGAGAAGAUGGAAGUUACUGACGCACCAGAAGAGGUGGUUACGAUAGAGAAGUCGCCCCCUCACGAGCUGCUUGGCGCGGAGGAACUAGCUUAUGCCGACGCCGAUGUGGAUGGCAGUGGUCUCAGUGAGGAAAGCAAUGGGUCUCUGCCGGUACCAGCCUCCACUACAACUGCCGAUGAUGAAGGCCUGACACUUGGCGAGGAGGCGACUCUCAUUUUUGCCAUGGACGAGAACUGCACGGAGCUAGCGGAAGAGGAACAGGAGGGCAAGUCUCCUUGCCCCCCGCAGGCAGAAGCCACAGACAUGACCGUAGUCCCAGAUGAGGGAAUGCCCGCUGCUGAGACGGUUAAAACCAACGGGCACACCACCUCAUCCUCCUCAUCGUUGGAGAGCUCAGGUUCUUCGCGAUCAUCGCCAAGAUCGCUGAGUACGUCGGUCACUGCGGCGUCCACGCUGCACAGGAAGUUCAACGGUCAUAUGACCGCCACCGCUUCGCUAUUCAACGGAACUCCUCCGCUAUCGGGCUCACAGAUUUCGCGGCAUGUUCAGCUGCACAACCACAACUGGAACGGGUCCAGGAGCAGUGUGUCGGCCGAGGAGAGUGCCACCCACCAACAGCAGCAGCAUGCGGCGGCGGCUGCAAGCUUGAGUCUGCGCCACUCCUUCUCCACGAGCUCAAACUACACGGAGACAUUGUCCUCCCUGCUCCGGAACUCGGCCAACACUUGCAGCAAGGACACUCUGCUGUUCAUUGACCAACAGAAUCACCACGCGUCGGACCUAAUGGAGGACGACGAUGACUCGUACAUGGGCAGAUCGCUCUGGAUAUCGCCCUUAACGCCCCACAAACUCAUCACCGUUUCUCCGAAGAAUUAAAUGAAGGAAAAUUGAGAUGCAGACGAAAACAGAAAUCGGAAAACCCGAAACCAGAAACCAGAAGACACACAAACGCACUAUAGCCAUAAGCCUAAAGUUUACUUUAUAUGAUAUUUGUAAGCCGCGAUUAAGAUGUUAUACAAAUCUGUUUACUUUAAGAUGUAUACUCAUAUGUAUGAUAUUUGCAAUAUGGCAUUAAGUUUGACACUUGAGGCGGAAACUUGAGUAGAAGGAAUAAGCCCAACUUUAUUUAUUUGAUGAUCGAUGAAGCAAGUUAACUUUAUUUUAUUAUUUGACACCAUUCACCUGCGGAGUUACCAGCCGGUAAAGAUUAUUAUUUAUUUUUGUUUAACUUCUUGUAUAGUCCUCAAAGCCAAUUUCGACGAAACAAUGAAGUGCUUGGCAUGCCUAUGUUUAGAAUUUUUGUACACGAAACCAAGUUUCAAACUGCAAUCUAUUAUGCUCUUUAACGACGGAUUACUAUAACGAUUUGAUUUCAACAUUAACUUACUAUUUUCCAAUACAUCUCUGCUAUACGAUUCUGGAAGCUUCAAGUUGAUGAACUAACGAGUUUAAAUAGAAUGAAGAACUUUAUUUAGGUGUGUGAUGUUCAUGAAAUUCAUAAAUAUACGUGAAGUUGUUGGAUUCAAAA
Molecule: messenger RNA, 4804 nt
Organism: Drosophila ananassae
Lineage: Eukaryota; Metazoa; Arthropoda; Insecta; Diptera; Drosophilidae
Gene: Usp15-31
Product: ubiquitin carboxyl-terminal hydrolase 31
Exons: 6
Coding region: 706-4152 (1148 amino acids)
Biological process (GO): protein deubiquitination
Molecular function (GO): cysteine-type deubiquitinase activity
Source: RefSeq, a predicted model, not a curated record